UGGGUUUUGGACAAACAUUUUGGGGAAUUAUCUUCGAGGCUUGUUGGCAACACUGAAAGGAAACGAAAGUAACUCUGCUGUUUGUAAGACAGACAUGGCUGGUGCUUCUGCUGUUGCUGAUAGGGAUCCCAUCAAGGAUCUCUGUGAGGAAGCCACCUGUUCUGUUUGCCUGGAAUAUUUCAAGGAUCCAGUGAGCACAGAGUGUGGGCACAAUUUCUGCCAAGCCUGCCUGACCCAGUGCUGGAAGGAAUCUGGCUUUGCGGAGAUCUCCUGUCCUCAGUGCAGAGAAAAAGUUUUGCAAAGGAACCUCAGGCCCAAUCGGCAGCUGGCUAAUGUGGUGGAGAUAGCCAAGAAACUGAGUUUUCAGGGAGGAAGGAGCCAGGAGGCAGAAGAAAAAUGGAGAGGCUGCAAGAAGCACCAGGAGCCCUUCAAGCUCUUCUGUACGCACCACAGAGCUCCCAUCUGUGUGGUGUGUGACAAGGCAAAGGAGCACAAAUAUCACAAGGUGAUUCCUCUGGAUGAGGCCUCGAAAGCAUACAAGAUUGCAACAGAUCCCUGA
Messenger RNA from Sceloporus undulatus (fence lizard), 559 nucleotides. Its product is annotated as E3 ubiquitin-protein ligase TRIM17-like. The record is from RefSeq and is a predicted model, not a curated record. Lineage: Eukaryota; Metazoa; Chordata; Lepidosauria; Squamata; Phrynosomatidae. The transcript has 2 exons. Bases 95 to 559 code for a protein of 154 amino acids. Gene Ontology annotation, molecular function: zinc ion binding.